Molecule: messenger RNA, 2238 nt
Organism: Effrenium voratum
Lineage: Eukaryota; Dinophyceae; Suessiales; Symbiodiniaceae
Source: the annotation of a GenBank genome assembly
AGCCGUUGGCAGCGAGAGAUCGGGAAUAUUUUCCGCGCCUCCUUUGUUCUGUCCGUCCAUUCGUUUUGUGUAUGGGAGACGGCUCCAUGGGAGACUGUUCCAUGCCGACAACGCAAGCGAGUGGGAACUCUCCACAGGAGUUGGAUGAGAUACUUGCAAAGGAGGCGACUCUCACCAAAUCGUACAGCCGGACCAGUUCGCGCCGGGCUGUGCCCAUCAACGCUUCCUACAUUGAGGGCAAUGGGACCAGAGAGGAGGCCAGUACCAGCAUCAAGGGCCGGGUCUGGCGGGCGCUGAAUAGCUACGUGGUGGCCAACGCCAUGGCCUUCGUGGUGCUGGCGGACUCCUUCUGCACCUGCGCUUCGGUGGACGCCCGGGCGGCCGGCCAGGAGCUUUCCGAAGCCUACAGUCUGAUUGCCCGGGUUUGUCUUUGCCUUUACUGCGCCGAGCUGGUCUGCACCUUCUACGUCAGCGGAUGUCAGGUCCUGCGAGAGUGGCUCGGGGUGGUGGACCUCCUCAUCGUGCUGUGCGGGUUGGCGGAGGAGCUGGUGGCUGCGCUGGUCGAGCAGGACAUCGGGCUGCCGCUGGGCCUGCUGCGGGUCUUCCGGUUGGUCCGCAUCGCGCGGACCAUCCGCCUGCUGAAGCGCCUGCGGAUGCUCCGGGAGCUUUACAAGCUGGUGGUGAUGAUGGCCACGGUGUGCCGCACCCUGAUGUGGUCCUUCCUGCUGUGCUUCAUCGUGAUGACGGCCUUCGCCAUGAUGAUGGUGGAGUUCGUGAACCCGGUGGUGCAGGAGCUCACGAGCGCGGGGGCCUUCGAGGACUGCCCCACGUGUUUGCAGUCCACCAACUCCGUCAUGGAUGCCAACUUGCUGCUGUUCCAGACGGUGGUGGCUGGCGACAGCUGGGGCAAGGUGGCCGUGCCGGUGAUCCGUUCCUCCCCCGCCACCGCGGUGAUCUUCGUGGGGUCGUUGCUCACGCUGGUCUUCGGCGUGCUCAACUUGAUCGUCGCUGUGGUGGUUGACACCUUCGCCGACGCCCGUCUUCAUGAUGUGGAAGCCUUGGCUGAGGAGUUGGAGCACGACCUUCAGAACGACAGGGAGCAGCUGGAAGAGCUCUUCCAGCGCAUCGACAAGGAGGGCACCGGCGAGCUGACCUUGGAUGAGUUGAUGGCUGGCGCACGCAAUGACGCCGUUUUCCAAAGCCGCUUGAAGGUGAUGGACAUUGACGAGAGUGACUUACACCAGCUUUUUCACAUGAUCGACAUCGAUCAGUCGGGGACGUUGCAAGUAUCGGAGUUUAUUGGGCCGCUGAGCCGUUGGGCUCACGACUCCAAGACGGCACCGCGCUUUAUCAAGUACAACCUGAUCCAGACAAUGCAGAUGCAGGAGGAUUUGAUGGAUAUGACCAACCGCCGCUUCGCAAUGCUCAGUGAUCAGAUGAGUCGUAUGUCGACUCAGUUGCGGCUGAUGACCGUGCCGGCGACUGUCUUGGCAAGUACUUCGUUGGCCAGCGCCUCACAGAGCCGCAAGGCCAGCGCGCCGCACAGCGGCCACACGGAGAGCUCGACUAUCUCUGAUGAGCAUGAGCAGCACAAGCCGCAUACCAGCAGUCAGCCUGAGCUCAUUACGCCGGCGACUUCCCCGACUGCACGGCAGACGGGAGAUCGCGUCUCCCUGGAUGCUCCGAGUUUCAGCUCCGAGAUCCACUCCUUGAGCCAGCAGAUCGAUGCGGCCGUAUCCCAGAUCGACGCCAAGCUGGAGGCGCUGCUGUUCCCGGUGUCCAAAAGAUCCUCGCUGGUGCCCUCCUCCUACAUGGCGCGCCGGACGUCCACGCGGCUGAAUUCCCACAGCACCUUCCAGGCGAUGUACAUGGCGCCGCGAAAUGUGAGCCCCAUGCCCGGACGAUCCGCGCGUGGAUCCCCGAGAGGCUGGUCACCAGCGAUUUCUGAGGCGGAGUCUCCCAUGGAGUUCUGAUCCCUGCGUUUCCCCGUUCAAGCAUCCCCUUUUGGGUGUUGUUCAUCUGGCUCAAGCCUCCGUUUUUUUUUGGUUUCGUUUAGUUUCAAACAAGUUUCCUCGGAGGUUGGAAAUAAUGGGAGCCUGGCCUGACUGGGCCGAAGGCUCGGAGGUCUGGCACAUCUUUCCAGAUGGGGUUCCAGGGGGAUCCUCCCGGACCCAAGGAGUUGCAAGCUCAAAGCUGCUGACGUGAGUCUCGUUCCGUUUGGCCCUUGAAAGGACCAGC